Molecule: messenger RNA, 3742 nt
Organism: Calliphora vicina (urban bluebottle blowfly)
Lineage: Eukaryota; Metazoa; Arthropoda; Insecta; Diptera; Calliphoridae
Product: putative fatty acyl-CoA reductase CG5065
Exons: 10
Coding region: 622-2367 (581 amino acids)
Biological process (GO): long-chain fatty-acyl-CoA metabolic process
Cellular component (GO): peroxisome
Molecular function (GO): alcohol-forming very long-chain fatty acyl-CoA reductase (NADP+) activity
Source: RefSeq, a predicted model, not a curated record
ACUAAAAUUUUUUUAUAUAUAAAAAGAGAAGAAAAAAAAAACAAAAUCAACCGCUUCCAAUAACUUCCAAAGCUUUUAUAAACUAAAAAAAAAAAUUAAAAUAAAAACUAAGCGCACAUAAAAUUCUUUAAUUCUUUUGUAAAUUAAAACUGCUUUCUUCCUAAAAAAAUAAUUACUCUAAAUAUUUCUAUAUAAAGAUAACAAAUACUACUUUGCUUAAAAACGAAACAUACAUAAAUUUUCGAACUUUUUUUCAAAUAAAAACAAAACAAAAAACCAAUGACAACUUUAAACGAAAUUAUUCGUAAUUAACAAAAGAAAACACAAAAUAUCAAAACAAAUUUUUAUAAUUUUUUCUCUCUCCCUCUCCAACAACUUCUCCAACCCCCACAAAAUAAAAAAAAAACAACAAAAAAGUGUUAAUUUUUUCCACAAUAACAAAAAACAUUUGCAACGUUCUAAAGAGAAAUAUUAAUAAAUUAGCAUUUAAGCUUAAUAAUACGUUAAUUUUCACGGAAAUCGAGAAAAAUAAAAAGUUUAAUUAUUCAGAUACAAUAAUAUACAACAACAACUAACUAAACUAAACUAGUCUACUAAAUAUUGAACUCACUCGCUUCCAUAAUGUCGGAACCUAUAAACAAUAUAAACAUAACGACGUCAUCGUCAACAUCAUCAUCAUCAGCUACCACAUCAGCCUGCUCUUCAUUAUCGGCGGCCAAUUUAGCCUCCUCAUCUAGCAAUUGCGGCGUUACGACAAUGCUAAAUGGUCACAUUGGCACGCAUUUUACGUCAAAACAUAAUUUUGAACGUUAUACCAGCCAUAGUGAUGAAUACGUUUCCAUACCACAAUUCUAUGCGGGACGCAGUGUUUUUAUUACCGGUGGCACUGGAUUUAUGGGAAAGGUCUUGGUUGAAAAACUAUUACGCUCUUGUCCGGAUAUAAAAAAUAUUUAUCUACUGAUACGGCCCAAAAGAGGGCAAGAAGUUGCCACACGUCUCGACGAAUUGCUAGAUGCACCACUUUUUGAAAAACUAAGAAGAGAGAAACCAAAGGAUUUGAGUAAAGUAAUUCCUAUAUCGGGUGAUAUAACAUCCGAAGAAUUGGGUAUUUCGGAAAGUGAUCAGGCUAUACUGUGUCGCAAUGUAUCGAUUGUAUUCCAUUCAGCUGCCACUGUUAAAUUCGAUGAAAAGCUCAAAUUAUCAGUUACAAUCAAUAUGUUAGGGACAAAACGUUUGGUUGAAUUGUGUCAUCGUAUGAUGUCUUUAGAUGCACUAAUUCAUGUAUCCACUGCCUAUUGCAAUUGCGAUAGAACCGAAGUAUCUGAGGUUAUAUAUGCACCACCCUAUAAUCCCGAUGAUAUUAUUUCUUUAGUUAAUUGGCUUCCGGAAGAGAUACUCGAUACGCUAACUCCCUCACUGAUUGGUAAACGCCCAAAUACUUAUACAUUUACAAAAGCCUUAGCUGAACAUAUGCUACUCAAGGAGGCUGGUAAUCUUCCAGUUGCCAUUGUGAGGCCAUCUAUAGUGACUGCCAGCUUAAAUGAACCUUUUGCCGGUUGGAUUGAUAAUUUUAAUGGUCCCACUGGUCUCUUAUCUGCCAUGGCCAAAGGUCUAUUUCGCACAAUUGUGUGUGAGAAAAAGUGCAUUGCCGAUGUGGUACCUGUUGAUAUUGUGAUUAAUCUAAUGAUAACGGCUGCAUGGCGCACAGCAUCCCAUAAAACUAACGAUAAUUUAUUAAUUUAUAAUUGUUGUACCGGUCAACGACAUCCCAUCACGUGGGGUAAAUUUGUUAACUAUGCCAUUGAACAUGUUCGUAAACAUCCAUUAGAGGGUUGUUGUUGGUAUCCUGGUGGCGUUUUACGUCGAAAUGUUACCAUAAAUGCUAUACAGGGCUUUGUUUUACAUUAUAUACCAGCCUAUAUACUGGAUAUUAUUGCACGAUUUGCUGGUAAAAAACCAUUUGUUGUUAAAGUCCAAAAUAAAAUCGCCAAAGCUGUAGAUUGUUUACAAUAUUUUGCCACCCAUCAGUGGCAAUUCAAAGACGAUAAUGUUUAUGGUUUAUUACAAACACUGAGUCCAAAGGAUCGUGAAACGUUUGUAUUCGAUGUGACCACAAUUAAUUGGGAAAAAUAUAUGGAACGAUACGUUUUAGGCUUUAGACAAUUUCUAUUUAAACAAAAACCACAAUCAUUACCUGGCAGUCGAAAGCGAUUAUUAAGAUUGUAUUAUAUAAAUCAAUUAACAAAAUUAUUAAUGGUCGUAUUUACUUGGCGUUUUCUGAUGUCACGUUCAAAACGUUUGAAUGCCUUGUGGUCAACAUUUUUACAAAAUCUUUUUAAAAUAAUGCGUCUUAUGCCAUUUUUGUAAUAUAUCUAUAUCUAUUAUAAUUUCAAAUAUACUCAAAUCUCUAUUUUGAAGUAUAGAAAAUUUAAAACAAAAAAAAACCAAUAACAACAACAAAAACAACAAAAAACAAACAUAAUUAAGCAUAUACAUAUAUAAAUAAAUAUAUAUAUAAAUAAUAUUAUAUAAAAGAAAAGGAAAACAAUAUUUAAUUAAGGAACUCUUGUCUUUUUUUAUUAUUAUUAUUUUAUUUUUAUUAAUUAUUAUUUUGUUUUAUAAUUUAAAUUGAAUGCGAACAAAAACAAAAAUGGAAAAAAACUAACUUAAUUAAUUGUUUAUAAAAAGAAAUUAGUGUUUAAUUAUUAUUAUUAUAUUAUUAUUAUCAUUAUUAUCAUUACGAUGUAUUUUUUCAUGUUUUUUAUAAUUUUAAUUAUAUUUUAUUUUAAAUUAAUUUUUGCUUAAACGAAUAAAUUUUUGUUUAUAAAGGGGUAAAAAUCCCAGUUGUAUUUUUCGUUUUACGAAAUUAUGCUCGAUAUACAUAUGUAGUAUGCUUAGCUUAUUUCUAUAGGUUUUAUAAUUUAGAUUUUUCUAGGCAGGUUAAAGGUUUAAUUAUAUUUUAAUAAUUAGAUUUCUGUAACAAAAUGUAGUCAAGUCUUUUGGGUAAAGGCAAUUAUUAAAGGAUUUUUUAGAAUAAUUUUUUCUAUUUUUGAUUACUUUUCUUUUUAACUCUGUAUUUAUGUUUCUUAAUUGAUUUCCUUUAAAUAUUUUCAUUAUAUUUUUAACCAAAACAAAACAAAAAAAACUUUAACAAAAAACCACAAGCAAUUCUUCUUAAACUAUUUCUAAAAAAUCUAAAACCAUAAAGAAAACCAACAUUAGCUGUAGUCCUAAAAAUUUAUAUUAAAAGAAUAACAAUCUAUUAAAUAAACAAAUUAAAAACUUAGAGCAGUUUUUAUUAACAAACAAAAAAAAAAUAAUGCUUAUUGUUGCUUAAAUAUAAAACAAAACAAAACAAUUAUAUAGUAAAAUUAACAUUAACAAGCAGAGAAAGAAAAACAAAAAAAACAUUGGUAUUAAUAUUAAACAAAUAAUAAAUUUAGUUUAAACAAUUUUUACAAAAGUUAAUAUUAAAUAAAUACAAAACAAGUAAAUGCUAAAAUUAAUUGAUAAACAAUUUCUAAACAAUACAACAACAACAAAAUACAAAAAAUUUACAAAAAUUUGCAACUAAAAACAUAAAAAAAUUACAUUUAAAGCAAACAUCCAUUAGUUUUUAUUAAAUUAUCAAAAAGAAACUCUAAAAAAUAUAUAUUAUUUAUAAUACAACAAACAAACAACAAAAAAAAUUUAUAAAAAAUUAAAAAAAAAUUCUUUAAAUAAAAGAACAAGAAAAAAAAUA